Messenger RNA from Aspergillus piperis CBS 112811, 1947 nucleotides. RefSeq names its product Dor1-like family protein. The coding region runs from base 153 to 1658 and encodes 501 amino acids. Gene Ontology annotation, biological process: intra-Golgi vesicle-mediated transport; cytoplasm to vacuole targeting by the Cvt pathway. Lineage: Eukaryota; Fungi; Ascomycota; Eurotiomycetes; Eurotiales; Aspergillaceae. The transcript has a single exon. The record is from RefSeq and is a predicted model, not a curated record. Gene Ontology annotation, cellular component: COG complex.
AGGCCGCCGUACGGAGCAGUAGUAAGUAGUUCGGCACAGCUAAAUCUGGCCUUGUUUCGCCCUCCUGCUCAUCAUCGCCCGCUUCCACGCUCCCCUUUACCCUCCAUUGCCGACCAUCCCGGCUCUCAGCAACGAAGAAGCCGACUCUCACGAUGGCCGAUUAUCUAUAUGAUCUUCUAGCCCCUCAUCUGGCCUCGACGAAGGCUGCCACCGCCCUCUCCGAUCCGGAUCGCGAUACAACCACCGCACAAUACCUGAAUCGUCUCCCUACGCUCUCCCUCCAAGCAUUACAAUCCACGGAACCUCAAUCCCUAACUCAGUCCUCUCAUUCUACCCUUCUGUCGCUGCAAGCUCUGUCAAAUCGCUCCCACAAGACCUUUGUCACCUCCGCAGAUGGCCUGUCCAAUCUCCGCGCGUCCAUCCCCCAGUUGGCCCGGAACGCACAGCAACUGCGAGAUGCGGUCCCGAAACUCGAUGAAGAGGCAGUCCGAUUCUCGUCCAAAUACAGCCGAGCAGCGGAGAAUGUCGCUCUGGAGCAACGGAAGAAGGUGAUGCAGCUGGCGCGGAAUGUCGACCGGUUGUCCGAUAUCCUCGAGCUCCCCACGCUGCUCGCAACAGCUGUCUCUUCCGCGGCCGCUAAUUCGGCAACGACAGGCAGCUCGGUCUCCACGACGUAUUCUACGGCAUUGGAUCUGUACGCGCAUAUCAAGCGGUUACAGACACUCUAUCCCGAUUCCCCGCUCAUCAAAGAUGUAGUCUCCCAGGCUGAGGAUGCUAUGAAGGACAUGACGUCGAAUCUGAUUGCAGGUCUUCGGGCACAGAACUUGCGACUAGCAGCUGCUAUGAGGACGGUGGGUUGGCUGCGUAGGGUGGCACCAGAACUGGAUAACCUCCACCACGAAGGAUCACCGGCUGCGGCGGAGGGCGCAUUGGGGGCUAUUUUCCUGAUCUGCAGGCUGGCGAAUUUGAUCACGAUGCUAGAAGCUCUGGAUCCUCUACGGGAGCUGGCCGAUCAGGAGACACAGCGCAGGGCUCCAAACACAGACAAGAAGAAUGGGGCGACGGAGACCUGGUCCGAAGGACACCAGACGGAGAAGUAUCUGAAACGGUAUAUCGAGAUCUUUCGCGAGCAGAGCUUUGCAAUCGUCUCUCUCUACAAAAACAUCUUCACUCCAGAUCAAUCGGAGUCAGAGCUCGCCGUGACCGGCUUACGGGGCAUCGAUGCGCGGAUCAAAGCUGCGGCAUCGCGACCCUCUCACCCAGAGGAUCCACUCCAGUGUCUUCCACCGGCACUUGCUACCUUCCCAAUGCACCUAAUACAACUGUUGACGGACACCUUGCGCACCUAUCUCCCCAAUGUCCGGGAUAAAAGCUCCCGAGAGAGUCUCCUGACCCAGGUCUUGUACUGUGCUGCCAGCUUGGGUCGACUAGGGGGUGAUUUUGGCAUGAUUCUGACCGAGCUCAGCGAGGCAGCGGAUGAGGAGCAAGAGGACGACGAUGCCGAUGACGAUGACUUGGCUUAUGAAUGGGAGGAAGUGACUCGGAAACACAGAGCCUUGGCAGGACGCUUAGAGCAGCUGACAGGAGGUGCAACUCCCGGGUCCUCGGCCAAAGGACAUUCGUCGCGACAAGCCUUGCCUACGCAAGGAGAUAUUUGAGUGGUAGAUGCCCUAAAGAAUCUUUCACCACUUCUUCCACAGGCUGUGCAAAGUGCUAUUCUUGGAGACGGCAUUUGCUUUGGCUCGUCCCUUUCAAAAGGGGAAGUUCGGGCCUCCCCGGGCGGCACUAACCGAAUGGAGCAAGGCCUCCGCCCGGGUUGCUGGUCCGGCCGUCAUCUCAUCUCAUCCUCCCUCCUCACCUCUCCUUCUCCCUCAAGACUUGCUUUCGGCAACAUCCUUGGUCUACUUUUCCCCAUUUAUCUCUGUAUCUUUUCCUGGGGAUAUUUCA